UACUGUGACUUAUUAUUGGUUUUCAAUUUUCUACAUUGGCAGUCCAUUAUUCAUAUGAUCUGUUUUGAAUUUCAUUAUUCAUAGAAUGGAUAGUCACAAGGCAAGAACACCACUGGGUUCACAUAAAUUUCUUCACAAGAGUGGAAGGUUGGAUUCUCUGCGGAAUGUUAACUCCCAAAAGAUCAAAACUCCGGGCUGCACGCAGAGAGCUGCAACUAAAGCUGAUCAUCUCAAGGACAUCAGUGAAGGCCUUAGCACAUCUAAGGAGUUGCUUAAAAUACUCGACUACACGUGGGAGAUGGAUGACAGAAGCUGUACAUUUAAAUCGCUUGUUGCAGCACUAAAAUGUGAGCUUGAACAAACUGAGGCCAAGGUGGGCAAGUUAAUUCAAGAACAACAAGUUGAAGAAAGUAAGAUGGGCUGCCUCAUGAAGAAAUUUGCGAAAGAAAGAUACCUGUGGAAAACGAAAGAGCAAGAAAGAAUUCAAAAUGCAGUUGAGUCCAUUGCGCGAGAGCUACAAGUGGAAAAGAAGUUGAAAUGCCAAUUUGAGAGACUAAACAGAAAGCUGGGAAAAGAAUUAGCCACUACAAAGGCAAGUAUCUUCACGAUAGAGAAGGCGUUUGACAGUGCUAACACGAGAUCGCGGAAGGGAGAAAAUAUUAAUGGGGAUGAUACAGAAAUGGAUUAUUCACCUGAUAGUGAUCUUCACUCUAUUGAGUUCAACAUGGAUAACAAUUGCAAGACAUAUGACUGGAGUUUCAUAUCCGCAUCGCGUAAAGAAAAUUAUGAAGAUCAGAUGCUAAGAUGCAAUAUGAUUAAGAAUGUGAGGGACCGUAUCGUUUAUGGUUCUUGAUUAGCAAUGUUGCCCGGGGCAACUUAUGCUAAAUUCUUUAUGGCAGUUUAGUAAAGAGAUGCAACUCCUCACUGGCAUGCAGAAUUGCAGAUAGGUAAAUAAAACACAACUGUUCUUUUGAUGCUGCCCAGUGCCCAGGGGAGGAUUAACUAAACUUGUAAUAACGUUUACUCGGACAUCAUUUUUAUUUCCA
Messenger RNA from Daucus carota subsp. sativus, 1046 nucleotides. RefSeq lists its product as uncharacterized. Lineage: Eukaryota; Viridiplantae; Streptophyta; Magnoliopsida; Apiales; Apiaceae. The record is from RefSeq and is a predicted model, not a curated record. The coding region runs from base 86 to 853 and encodes 255 amino acids. The transcript has 2 exons.